UUUAUUUAUAACGGAAGUCGGACAGACGGGACAUCACACGUGUUUUAGGGUUUGAAGGUGACAGUAGCGGUCCCAGCUCGCUGUAAUUCAGCUGCAGAGGGUCACCGGGGGUGUGCUCGGUUGUGAGACGACACGGAGGGCGAGAAUGGACCCCAUGAAGGCGCAGCAGCUGGCGGCGGAGCUGGAGGUGGAAAUGAUGGCUGACAUGUACAACCGAAUGACCAAUGCGUGCCACCGGAAGUGCGUCCCGCCACACUACAAGGAAGCAGAGCUCACCAAGGGAGAGGCAGUCUGUCUGGACCGCUGCGUGGCCAAAUACCUGGACCUCCACGAAAGGCUGGGACGGAAGCUGACGGAGCUCUCUGUCCAAGACGAGGAGAUGAUGAGGAAAGCAGCCACGGGGAGCGGGUAGAGCCAUGAGGGAGGACAUGGAGCAGCGCUGUCGGAGCUACGAGGAGAUUCUUUCAAUUAGAGAAAUGUCUUAAUGAUGGAUAACAAACAUGAAAAAAGAAUUAACUGGGAUGCUCCUCCUCCUGUUUUGCUCAAAAGAAGAGGAUGAGGAAAAAAGCCUUCAGCCUCUGAAUCCGUUUACCUCCGUGCAGCACGGCCUCAGAGGCAAUCGGCUGCUGAACACCGCCUGGAACGUAGAAGCUCCUCUUCAUUUUGCAGCUUCGAGGCAGCAGCUGCUGAUGCUGUUCAAUGUGUUAAUGUCAGGUUAAAGCAAUCGGAGUGAAUUUAGUUUGGGAUCACCCUUUGAAUUCAACUGUUGGGCUUUUAUUUUGAAGGUAAACACUUGUGGGACAGAAGAGCAUCAUCAGUUCUUCAUAUGUCACAGCAUAAAACAUGCAUGUGGGGAGAUGUUACUGUUUCUGUGAGCGUGAACACGACUGAUGGCUCUCCGGCUUCCAUCAACCUAUUUAACUUUUAAUCAACUGUAUGUUAUGUUCUUUAAAGCAAAAAAAAAAAAAAGAUAUUGGUCAUCCACAUCCUCCUGUAAAACCUCCAUAGAUUCAGGCUUUUUAUUCUUUGUUUUCUUGUGUCUGAAAUGUUCAUGUCUGUAUUAGAAAUGUUUCAAGAUAAAAACACCUUGUUAACAGUU
This is a messenger RNA of Oryzias melastigma (Indian medaka), 1099 nucleotides long. It is a transcript of the gene timm10, whose product is annotated as translocase of inner mitochondrial membrane 10 homolog (yeast). The transcript is spliced from 2 exons. Gene Ontology annotation, biological process: protein insertion into mitochondrial inner membrane. The record is from RefSeq and is a predicted model, not a curated record. Lineage: Eukaryota; Metazoa; Chordata; Actinopteri; Beloniformes; Adrianichthyidae. Bases 146 to 412 code for a protein of 88 amino acids. Gene Ontology annotation, cellular component: mitochondrial inner membrane.